AAAGAGGAAGCUGGGGCAUGGGGAGUCACCUAGAAAGGUUUAAGAGAGAAGAGUGGUCAUCCACUUGGUGACUUCUCUGCCCCCGCCCCCCCUGUAUGUGGAAACGUGGAGCAUCAGUCUCUGUUACCAGCCUCUGGCACUGACUACAGAUAUAAAGGAGUUUUGGACAACAGCUGGAGGCCAACAAAGUCUGUAGAGGUGGUGCUCGGGUGAUGUGCUAACCAUGACCGGGUGUUUUCCAGUCGCUGGCCUGCGGUGCCUUUCUAGGGUCUUGGAAAUGCCAGCGCACCAGGUCGUGGGCCGCUAACCAGCCUCUCCCUGGCCGGCUCCCGCCGCGCCGCCUCUCGCUUGCUUCCUCCUCCUCCUGCUGCUCUUCUCCCCCCUGCUCCCAGGACGGCGGGAUGGCUGCGCAGGGCGCCCCGCGCUUCCUCCUGACCUUUGACUUCGACGAGACCAUCGUGGAUGAAAACAGCGACGACUCCAUCGUGCGCGCCGCCCCGGGCCAGCAACUACCGGAGAGCCUCCGUGCCACCUACCGCGAGGGUUAUUACAACGAGUACAUGCAACGGGUCUUCAAGUACCUGGGCGAGCAGGGCGUGCGGCCGAGGGACCUGCGCGCCGUCUACGAGGCCAUCCCCCUGUCGCCAGGCAUGAGCGACCUGCUGCAGUUCGUAGCCAAGCAGGGCUCGUGCUUCGAGGUGAUCCUCAUCUCGGAUGCCAACACGUUCGGGGUGGAGAGCGCCCUGCGCGCCGCGGGCCACCACGGCCUGUUCCGUCGCAUCCUCAGCAACCCGUCCGGGCCCGACGCGCGGGGACUGCUGUCGCUGCGUCCCUUCCACACGCACAGCUGCGCGCGCUGCCCCGCCAACAUGUGCAAGCACAAGGUGCUCAGCGACUACCUGCGCGAGCGCGCCCGCGACGGCGUGCACUUCGAGCGCCUCUUCUACGUGGGCGACGGCGCCAACGACUUCUGCCCCAUGGGGUUGCUGGCGGCCGCGGACGUGGCCUUCCCGCGCCGCGGCUACCCCAUGCACCGCCUCAUCCAGGAGGCGCAGAAAGCCGAGCCCAGCUCCUUCCGCGCCCACGUGGUGCCCUGGGAGUCGGCGGUGGACGUGCGCCUCCAUCUGCAACAGGUGCUCAAGACGUGCUGAGAACAGCCGCCGCCGCCGCCGCCCGAGCAGGGUCGGGGACCCGGAGUUGGGGGGAAGCCAGGGGUGGUGAGAGAGAAAACCUGGGCUGUUUUGGUUUUGUUUUUUUCCUACGCGCCUUUUUCUUUCCAUCUUCGCUUUUGCUAUGUGCUCUUCCGGGAAUUUGUGAAAUUCCAUCCACUUGGGGAGUUUGGGAGCGGGGUUCCGAGCCGGCCCUAUCUAUGCAUUAAAAAAACCAGCGCCGCUGCCUCCCCGCUUCCUUCCACCGCAGCCCAGUGCUACCGGAAGGGAGGGUGUGCGUACCUGGAAAGGCAGCAGUGUCCCCCUGAACUGCUAGGAAGGGUCUCCUGGUAAAUGAGAGAAAGAACAGCUCCCACUGCUUUGACCGCUGCCCCGGGGACUCCCCUCCCCCAGCAUUCCCUCAAGGGGACCCAGGAUCCCUAAAUCAGCAUGCCAACACGGGACUCCCCGCGAACACAGCACCAGGUCUCCUAGAUCUCGCUUCAGCCACGGCAAACCCUCCGCUAGGGCGCUCUACACCUUCUGCCCUCCUCCCAUUCCCCACUCCGCCAGCCAGCCUCCGAGGAAGAACGAGCCAGAGGGAAGUCGCCUCCUGGUGGUGGUACGAGGUAGCGCACUAACCACCCACGGUAAAGCCCACCUGGGACCUCUGAAAGAGCGACUACAUCUCCUCGCACCGCAGCCAGCCUCAUCUAUGCAGCAAGAAGAGACCAAGGACUUUACCAAAGGAGUCCCUGCACUCCCCCCUCCAAUACGGAACAGAAAGCCAUGACGAUUUUUAAGCAGAGCCAGGGAAGCCCAAGCCCCGCCACCCUCUGAUAAUCCAGACCUAUAAAAGAGGUGAAGGGGAACAAA
Molecule: messenger RNA, 2024 nt
Organism: Jaculus jaculus (lesser Egyptian jerboa)
Lineage: Eukaryota; Metazoa; Chordata; Mammalia; Rodentia; Dipodidae
Gene: Phospho1
Product: phosphoethanolamine/phosphocholine phosphatase 1
Exons: 3
Coding region: 402-1151 (249 amino acids)
Biological process (GO): bone mineralization involved in bone maturation
Molecular function (GO): phosphatase activity
Source: RefSeq, a predicted model, not a curated record